CAUAGCGACGGCUGAGCGUGGGCCGCAGGCCGUGAUGGCUGUUGACCGGGCUCUGUGGAGGCCAGGUACCCCGGCGGCCUUAACUGUGCUCGUGGCCUUGCUGCUCCCGGGGUUCUCGGGGACCCAGAGUUUCUCGCUGCCCUUCCGGCGGCCGGAGACGUGCGACCACAACCAGUACUUCGAUGUUUCUUCCCUGUCCUGUACCCCGUGCGGAGCGAACCAGACUCGGGACUCCCGAGGGGUUUCAUGCAUAUGUCUUCCUGGAUUUAGGAUGGUUUCUAAUAAUGGUGGACCUAUUGUUUGUGAAAAGUGCCCAGAGAAUAUGAAAGGAAUUACAGAAGAUGGCUGGAAUUGUAUUUCUUGUCCCAUUGGUCUCACUGUAGAAGGUAGAUGCCAGUGCCCUGCUGAUCAUAUUUUAGUGGAACGAGAUACUAAUGGAAAAUUGCUUUCUGAAGCACAUUGUAUACUUUGUGAUGGAAGUGAGAAGUCUUUCUCAGCAUCAAAUAUAAUUAGAAAUAGGUGUGUCAGAUGUGAACCAACAUUCAUCAAUAUAACCAAGUCCUGUACAUGUUCAGAACAUGCCACUUUGAUAGGUGGAUUGUGCUUCAGCAACAAAGAGAGUUUUCCUCCACAAGCAGUCACAACUUGGCGUUAUGGACAGCUUGGUGCAUCACUUAAUUCAGAAUGGUUUUCAAAACAUUUGCAAUCAGCAGCAGCUGCUUGUCGGAUAUAUUCUAAUCUUACAUCUUGCCAAGCUCUUGGAAAUAUGUGCAUAAUGACCAUGAAUUCUUGGAGUUCUGCCACUUUUGAUGCUUGUCGUCUGUUUCGGUUUAUCUUUGAGAAUACUGCUGGACUAGGCACUGUUCAUUCUGUAGCAUUCUGGAGACAGAAUCUUCCAUGGUUAUUCUAUGGAGACCAAUUAGGAUUAGCACCUCAAGUGCUCAGAACUACCCAACUUUCUACAAAUUUCAGCUUUAAAGGUCAAGACCAGGAUAUGAAACUGAGGUUUGUUGCAGCUUCCUAUGAUGUGAGAGGAAAUUUUCUUGAAUGGAAGACUUUGGAAGGAGGUCUUUUACAGCUUUGUCCAGACACAGUGACCAGACUGAAUGCUGCUUAUAAGUUUGGAACAACUUAUCAGCAAAAUUGUGAGAUUCCCAUCUCCAAGAUCUUAACAGACUUUACAAGUCCAGUAUUUUAUGAUGUGUAUCUUGAGUAUACUAGUGAAAAUCAAGAGCAACAUCUUUGGGCAAUACCAAUAUUAAAUCUAAAUCUUCGGCACAAUGAAAUCUUUGUGAAUCAAGAUAGCAGUACUGUCAGGUGGCUUUUGACUCGCCGCCUCUUCUUGGUGGAUACCUUAAGUGGACGAGAGAGCGACUUAGAGAGUCGGCCAAGAGUAAUUCGAAUUGCCAGCAAAUUAACCAUGAGUAUUUGCCUUGUACCCAACACCAAAAGUGGAAACAUUUAUCCGCCUCUAAUUACUGUUGCAUAUGAGGACAUUGAAAUCGAAAAUCCCAAUAGCCAGUCUGUGAUGGUUUCUUUCUCAGUCAGAUAUGAAAUGAAUCAAGAAGAAGCACGUACCCAAACUAAUAUUGCAUUGGGUGUAUUGGGGGGGCUGGCAGUUUUAUGGUCUCUUUUAAAGACUGCAGGAUGGAAGAGACGCAUAGGAAGUCCUAUGAUUGACUUGCAGACAGUUCUGAAGUUCUUGGUGUACUAUGCUGGAGAUCUAGCUAAUGUUUUCUUUAUCAUCACUAUGGGAACAGGUCUUUACUGGCUGAUUUUUUUCAAAGCACAGAAGGCUGUCUCUGUUUUAUUACCGAUGCUAAGCCAGGAAGAAAGCUUCGUCACUUAUGUGGGAUGUGCUUUUGCUUUAAAGACUCUGCAGUUUUUGCACAAGCUUGUAUGCCAGGUUACUGUAGAUAUCUUUUUCAUUGACUGGGAGAGACCUAAAGGCAAAGUUCUUAAAGCUGUUGAAGGUGAAGGAGGCCUACGAAGUGCUGCUGUUCCUGUGAGCAUAUGGAGGACAUAUUUUGUAGCAAAUGAGUGGAAUGAAAUUCAAGCUGUGAGAAAAAUUAAUCCCCUCUUGCAAGUGCUUACUGUUCUCUUCUUUUUGGAGGUUGUUGGAUUCAAGAACUUGGCAUUAAUGGAUUCAUCUUCUAGUCUUUCAAGAAGCACAAAUAGCUACAUAGCAUCUUAUAGCCGCAUUUUACGAUAUGCUAUAUCUACUACCCUCUGGAUAGUCAUUGGCAUGAUACAGAUUAUAUACUUUGCUGUCUUUUAUGAGAGAUUUAUAGAAGAUAAGAUACGACAAUUUGUUGAUUUAUGCUCCAUGAGCAAUAUCUCAGUAUUUCUCUUAUCACACAAAUGUUUUGGAUAUUAUAUCCAUGGUCGAUCUGUUCAUGGACAUGCAGAUACUGACAUGGAAGAAAUGAACAUGAAUCUUAAGAGGGAGGCGGAAAAUUUGUGUAGCCAAAGAGGUUUGCUACCCAGCACAGAUUGUCAGACCUUUCAGAUUUCCAUUUCUAACAAAAUGAGACAGCAUUAUGACAGAAUUCAUGAAACACUAACAAGAAAAAAUGGCCCUGCUCGAUUAUUGAGUUCAUCAGAAACUACUUUUGAACAGAGUAUUAAAGCUUACCAUGCCAUGAAUAAAUUCCUUGGCUCAUUCAUUGAUCAUGUUCAUAAAGAAAUGGAUUACUUUGUAAAAGAUAAAUUGCUUCUUGAACGAAUUCUUGGUAUGGAAUUCAUGGAACCAGUGGAAAAAAGCAUCUUCUACAAUGAUGAAAAUUAUUCUUUCAGCAGUGUUCUCUAUUAUGGAAAUGAAGCCACUCUUCUUAUCUUUGAUUUGCUAUUUUUCUCUGUUGUGGAUCUGGCUUCUCAGGAUUUUGUUCUAGCAGCCGUUCUUACUUACUUACAACAGGAGAUUUUUAGGUUUUUCCGUAAUAUAAUAGGGCGGAAGAAUUUGGCAUCUAAAACUCUGGUGGACCAAAGAUUUCUUAUUUAAUUGACUCAGAAGAAGAAUCAAGACACUGUACAAUCAUGGCACAAAAUAGUUGUGAGUUUGGGGUUAGUUUAUCAUAUGUUUAAAAUGUUAUUGAUAUUUUUUAAAUUUCUUAUUUUAUCUGCUGAUUUAUUUUUUAUAAAAAAUAUUUUAUACUAUGCUUAUGAAUAUAUAAAAUGACAUGUUUAGAAGUAUUGGGUCUUCAUUAUGUAUGGUGCUUAAAAGUCAAAGGAAAUGUCAGAUACCAUCUAUCACUGAGGCAAAAUUAUAAAUCCUCAUUUUCUUUUUGUGGUGUGGCAGCUGUUUAACAAUCAUAGAAUAUGACUUACUUAUCCCACCACUACCUGGGCACAUGGACACAUAAUUUAUUUUUGUAGUUCCUCUACGAAUUGAAAGUCAUUCAAAAUUUAUUUGAUUAUCUGAUUGGCAACAUCAGAUUUAAGCAUUUGUUUUAGAUAUGUUAUGUUGAAAUAAGCAUUCAAAUAUUAGUUGAGAUUUUUAAUUUUAUAAUUACUGACACAAUUGAUAAUAUCACAAUUUCUUCCCUUCACUAGCAUGAUAUUCAGUGAAUUAUCUGUUUUAACUAAUGAAUAUUUUAUGAAACAGUACCUAUAUAUUCUGUGAAGUACAUAUGUUUACCUAUUCUUUCCACGAAGAAUAUUGUUAGUAUGGCCUCAUGUUUUAUACUUAACCUAAUGAUUAAUGUUCAAACAUUCUCAUUCUAUAUGGUUUUAUUAACCAUUUUGCAUUAUUUUAGGCAGUGUUUCAAAAUUAUGUUUUAAAGUUUGUAAUAGCUCCAGUACCUACAUUAUCAUGUUAUUUGUAUAAAAUAUCACAUUGAAAUCAACCCCUUUUACAUUAUAUUUAUCUAUUUACCAUAGUUUACAAAGAAAAUGGAGAGAGGAAUAUUAGGAUACAAAGUACAAUUAAUACAAGUUUGAAGCUAUGUGAUUAUUAUGAAGUGAUUUUCUGUAAUAAUCUUAAUUAGCUUUUAAGAUUCUCUUCCUGAUAUAUAAUUUGUGUUUGGACAGUAUAUCACAUUUUAGAGCAAUAGUGACCAAUAGAUAAUAUUUUUAAUACAUUUCUUGAUUAAAUGUCUUUUAUUGUUGUUGUAAAUACUGUCAUGUAAAUAAUAUUUUUAUUAGAUGUUUUUAUUAAUUAGAAAUGUAAAAUAAAACACUUGGUAUUUA
This is a messenger RNA of Antechinus flavipes (yellow-footed antechinus), 4188 nucleotides long. It is a transcript of the gene TMEM67, whose product is annotated as transmembrane protein 67. Gene Ontology annotation, biological process: cilium assembly. The record is from RefSeq and is a predicted model, not a curated record. Bases 35 to 3001 code for a protein of 988 amino acids. Gene Ontology annotation, cellular component: MKS complex; ciliary transition zone. The transcript is spliced from 28 exons. NCBI's taxonomy places the organism in Eukaryota, Metazoa, Chordata, Mammalia, Dasyuromorphia, Dasyuridae.